GGGUUCCGACGGUGUGGAACGAGAUGAAGACAAACCCCGCAAUCCUCCAUUCUGCUCUCCGUAAUUCUCGAAGUCUGCGAUCUAGUGACCCGAGCUUCAACAGUAUGAGGUUUCUAGAAAGCUAAUAGUUAUACCGUAACCUCGGGUAAGAAUUACGGCGAACUUCAAGAUUUCAGCGGUGAAGAAAACCGGAAGCGGCUUAGCGAACGCCUUCGAGGGCUUGGGGAUAAAGAAAUUUGGGGUACGACGGAGAUAUUAUGGAGUCGUAUGGGGUAUCCUGGUUGGAGAACCGAUCGAGAUUGGGGAUUCUGGGAUUACAUUAAAGAACGUAGAUCGACGAGCCUCAAAGGUAGGAAAUAUGUUCCUCGCCAAUUUCUUCCGUGGGCUUUUGCCAGUGGGACCUUUGAGACCGUAGGUAAUUUGGAGCGAUGAAGCUCCCCCGGAGUUAUGUCGUCAGCAUUUUGAUGCUGGCCGUGAGGGCUACCCAAGCCAAUGCAGCCAAAGAUUUCACAGGAUAUGUGAAUCCCUUCAUUGGCACCGAAGGCCCAGUGAAGGGUACAGCUUUUAACGCUGGCAAUGUCUUUCCCGGGGCUACUCUUCCCUUCGGAGCAGUCAAGGUUGGGAUUGACACUACUCGGUGGAAUGUCUCAUUCUCGGCAAAUGGUGGAUAUACACCAGAUGGCAACGUAACCGGAAUCACGAUGCUCCACGAAAGUGGAACGGGAGGUGCACCGACAUACGGGUUCAUACCGCAGAUGCCCCUUACAACUCUCGAUGGUGUCAAUUUACUAGAUAACCUGACUUACAUGCAACCAAGAGUCGGCGAAGAUGUAGCUAGCGUCGGAUACUAUAAGACUCAGCUUCAGAGCGGCGUCACUGCCGAGAUGAGUGCUAGCAUGCAUGCCGGAAUUAUGAAGUACACAUACCCUAAAGACGCCGACGGACGUUUCGUUCUCGUCGACCUAAGUCACUUCCUCCCAAGCACUGGAAAGAAAGAACAAUGGUAUAGCAACGGGAAACUUGAGCGUAGCGACGAUGGUGCCUGGUACUCGGGAUAUGGCGUUUACCGAGAGGGCUGGGCUUGGGGCGGUGACUUUCGAGUAUACUUCUGCGCUCAAUUCGACUCUACCCCGUCGCAAGCCCAGCUAUUCUCGGGGAAGGCAACAGAUCCAUACUGGCCAAACACUACUGAUGUUAAGCCGACUUUUACCAAUCGGACCUGGAUCGAGGGUGGAACUAUAGGAUACCAGUACGCAGACCGAAUUGGUGGUCUAUUUGAAUUCCCGUCGAACGUCACGACUGUCAAAUCUAAAGUCGGGAUAUCGUGGGUUUCAACAGACAAGGCGUGUCAAUUCCUUGAAGAAAUCCCGCAUUGGGAUUUGGAAGUAGUACGAGAUGCCGCUAAAGAUCAGUGGAACUCGGAAGUACUCUCGAAAAUUGAUGUUACAACUACGAACGACACUCAGUUAGAGAUGUUUUAUACGGCGAUGUAUCAUGCUCACCUACUCCCGUCAAACAGGACAGGGGAAAAUCCGUAUUGGGAAUCCGAUGAGCCUUAUUAUGAUGAUUUCUACACCAUUUGGGAUACAUUCAGAUGUCUUCAUCCCCUCCUAACCCUCAUUCAACCCAAGACUCAAAUCGGGAUUGUCCGAGCUUUAAUUGACAUCUGGCGAUUCGAGAGAUUCAUGCCGGAUGGGAGAAGCCAUAACUUCAACGGCAGGGUACAAGGGGGUUCCAACUCGGACAACGUGCUCGCCGACGCCUAUGUCAAGGGGCUUCAGGGAGGCAUCAAUUGGACAGACGGCUACGCAGCUAUGAAAACUAAUGCGGAAAUCCAACCAUACAAUAAUUUCGACUUCGAGGAUCCGACGGGGAGCACGAAAGAAGGUCGCGGUGCGCUCAAUGAUUGGAAGAAAUAUGGCUAUGUGACGCCUUCAAAAGGCCGGUGUCUUAGCAAGACGGUCGAGUACUCAUUGAAUGACUUCUCGCUGUCUCAAGUCGCCAAGGGAGAAGCACCUGAAGAUGCAGUCAAAUAUCUGAAUCGUUCAGCGGGCUGGCAGAAGACGUGGGCCGCGGACGUGACAUCAUUGAAUGUUACCGGUUUCCUCGCCCCGAUGUACCCGAACGGCACCUAUCAAGACUACGAUCCACUAUCAUGCGGUGCCUGCGAAUGGAGCAGUAUCAGCUACGAGGGUGUUCCGUGGGAGUACACCUGGACAAUCCCAUUCGACAUGAAGUCCCUAGUCUCUCUCAUGGGCGGCCCCGAAAAGGCCGAGGCAAGACUCGACACCAUGUUCAUCCCGGGCCUCACGCGGUCGAACCAAGGCGGAAACAGCCUCGGCACGACGAUAUUCAACCCCGGGAACGAGCCGAGCUUCAUGACGCCGUUCCUAUACAACUACUUCCCGAAGCGACAGCAUAAGUCCGUUCAGAGAUCGCGCGAAGUCGUUGACCAGUACUAUAACACCGGGCGCUCGGGGAUCCCGGGGAACGACGACGCGGGGGCUAUGAGCAGCUGGUUGGUCUGGAAUAUGAUCGGCUUGUACCCUGUGGUGACGCAGCCGGUGUACUUGGUCCUUGCCCCGCGGUUCGGGGAUGUUACUAUGAAACUUGGGGAUGAGGGGGCGGUUUUGAGGAUAAUGGCUACGGGGCUGGAUAAAGGGCCGUAUGUACAAAGUCUUAAAGUUAAUGGUGAAGCGUGGGAUAAGAGUUGGAUUGGACAUGAAGAUAUAGUGCGGCCUGGGGGGCAGGAUAGCUUGUUGGAGUUUGAGCUGGGCGCUGAGAAGACGGCGUGGGAUGUUGGUGAGGUGCCGCCUAGUCCUGGUCAUGUUGUGCUAUGAUAGCCAUCUGAGCAUGAUACUUUGGGAAUGCUUGAUACAUAUGAAAAAAAGGGGUUGUUUC
Annulohypoxylon maeteangense is the source of this 2901-nucleotide messenger RNA. RefSeq names its product glycoside hydrolase family 92 protein. NCBI's taxonomy places the organism in Eukaryota, Fungi, Ascomycota, Sordariomycetes, Xylariales, Hypoxylaceae. The record is from RefSeq and is a predicted model, not a curated record. Gene Ontology annotation, biological process: protein deglycosylation; glycoprotein catabolic process; protein quality control for misfolded or incompletely synthesized proteins. Gene Ontology annotation, cellular component: cytosol; nucleus. Gene Ontology annotation, molecular function: carbohydrate binding; peptide-N4-(N-acetyl-beta-glucosaminyl)asparagine amidase activity. The transcript is spliced from 5 exons. The coding region runs from base 429 to 2840 and encodes 803 amino acids.